GGUAAUAAUGAAAAUUUAUGUGGGAAUGGUACUACCUGUAGAUCAGGUCGAAAGAAUACGAAUGGGGCAUUUCUCUCUGCCAUAAUCAUUCCAACAGUUGCCAUCAUUGCAUUAUUUGUUACCUUAAUUGUUCUGCUGCGCCGAACACGCAAGGAAAAAGCUAAGAGAGAGGCUACUAGUCCCAAAGAUGAAACAGUAUUACUUGAGAACUGAGAAUUCUCAUACGGAGAACUGAAGCAUAUUACAAAUAAUUUUAGCCAAGAGAUUGGCAAAGGUGGGUUUGGAGCUGUCUUCCUUGGUUACUUGGAGAAUGGAAACCCAGUUGCUGUGAAACUUCGGUCAGAGUCAUCUUCACAAGGGAAUAAAGAGUUCUGGCUGAGGCUCAACAUUUGACAAGGAUACAUCAUAAGAACUUGGUAUCCUUGAUCGGCUAUUGCAAGGACAAAAAUCAUUUGGCCCUUGUCUAUGAGUACAUGCCUGAAGGGAACUUGCAGGAUCAUCUGAGAGGUUGUUUGUCAUAGCUAGUUUAAUGUAGGAAAAAUUCCUCACAUGCCACUGGUUAAACCCUAAAUCCCUCAUAUGCCACUGUGAUUGUGGAGGGUUCCACAUGUCAUAGACACAUCGAUGGCAUAUGAGGGAUUGCAAGUUUUUUUUUGGGUGGCAAAUAAGGAACGAAAUUGCCCUUAGAUAUAGGUGCUUAUAUAAGAUAAUCCUGGUUUUAGGUUCCAAAAUUAGAAAUUAGCUCUGCGCUAUAUUUUGACAUUCAAAUUGCUGAGGAAUGCUACAUUUCUCAAAGAAGCAAUUCAUUUUAGAGUGAAUUUAUUUUAGAGUGAAUGAUGUGCAUGCGUUUUAACAACAUUUAUUUUAAGUCUAUACUGAUCGUGUUCGAUUUCUUCUUCUUUUGUUUUACUCGGUGUUCGAUUUCUGUUGAUAUGCUUAGACACUUCUCUAGUAAAUCACUCACUUGGGAGCAACGUCUUCAAAUUGCCCUUGAUGCUGCUCAAGGUCUGGAGUACCUGCAUGUUGCGUGUAAACCAGCAUUGAUUCACAGAGAUGUAAAGAGUAGGAACAUCCUCUUGACCACAGACCUUGGGGCUAAGAUUGCUGAUUUUGGUCUCACCGAGGCUUUCAGCGACUUAAAGACACAUAUCACCACUGAACCAGCUGGUACAAUGGGCUACAUGGAUCCUGAGUCAACAGGAGGAUGGAGGAUAAUGAUUUAAGCGGCACACCAAAGCUAUGUCACCAUUAGCUAUCUCCUGGACCAAAUUUUCUGAGUUCGAAUGGAAUUGGGCUUGCUUUUCUCAGUGAUCAUAAGGGUGAAUAGGAAGCAUGAAGCUAUGUGUUGCAGUUCUCCUAUUCUGCAUCUUGAAGCAUACCAGUGGCCAGCCUGAUAGCCGAGGUUUCAUAAGCAUUGAUUGUGGCAUCCGGGAGAACUCUUCGUACCAAGAUCUCGCUUCAAGCAUAGUAUAUGUCUCAGACCAUGAUUUUAUCAGCUCAGGACAAAACCGCAACAUCUCUUCAAACUACAUCAAACCAUCGCUAGCAUGGCGCAAUUAUAAUGUCCGCUUCUUUCCAGAUGGCACGAGGAAUUGCUACACCUUGAGAUCCUUGGUUGCAGGAAACAAGUACUUUGUUCGUGCAACCUUCUACUAUGGAAACUACGAUGGCCUGAACAAGCUUCCUGUAUUUGAUCUGUACCUGGGGACAAAUUAUUGGCAUGAAGUUCAGUUCAGUGGUCCAACUUCAGUUAAUUGGAUGGACAUCAUAGUUGCAGCUCCUGCUGAUUACCUGCAAGUUUGUUUGGUGAACAAAGGGAUGGGAACUCCAUUUAUAUCUGGGCUGGAUUUGAGGCCAUUGAAGAGUACUCUUUAUCCAGAGUCAAAUUCUAGUCAAUCUCUUGUGCUGAUCAAUUCUAAUCGGUUUAACAUGGGGCCCACAGACAAUUCCAUAGUCCGGUACCCGUUGGAUCCCCACGAUCGCCUCUGGUCCACAUAUGACACAAUCCCAAGCUGGAAAGAGACAUCCGCAACAUCUGUUGUUCAGAAUUACCUAACUGAUGCCUACGAUGUGCCAUCAGCUGUCAUGCAAAAUGCCGCAACACCUGUCAAUGGCUCAAGAAUUGAUUUCUCAUGGGAUCCAUCUGAUCCCUCAGUCAAUAUCAGCUCCAGAUACUUCUUUGUUUUCUACUUUGCUGAGUUGCAGAGUGUAGCAAGCAAUACACUGCGACAGUUUGAUAUCAUUGUCAAUAACAGCACAUGGAACACAAAACCUUACACUCCACCUUUCCUCUUUGCCGAUUCCAUUUCUGGCAUUGUUCAGGGGCAGGAAACGUAUAACAUCUCACUUGUUGCUACAAAAAAUGCAACGCUCCCACCUAUUCUCAAUGCCAUGGAGAUGUAUUUGAUGAAACCAAUAACUGAGACUGCAACCAAUCCUGGAGAUGCUAGAGCCAUGAUGGCAAUACAAGAAACUUUUGGUGUGAGCAAAAACUGGAUGGGUGACCCAUGUGCUCCAAAAGCUUUUGCAUGGGAAGGAUUGAACUGUACCUAUCCUCGAGCUGGUCUCUCAAGAAUAACAGCAUUAAACUUGUCUUCGAAUGGGUUGGCUGGCUCCAUUACUACUUAUUUUGGAGAUCUAAAAGCACUCCAGUACCUGGAUUUGUCACACAACAACUUAUAUGGCUCCAUUCCAGAUGUUCUUGGGCAGCUCCCAUUACUAGUUUUUCUGGAUCUCUCCAGCAAUGAUCUUAGUGGACCAAUUCCUUACAGUCUUCUUAAAAAAUCGCAAAAUGGGACUCUAUCAAUAAGGCUCGGUAAUAAUGCAAACUUAUGUGGGAAUGGUACCACCUGUGGAUCAGGUCGAAAGAAAAUUAAUGGGGCAAUUCUUACUGCCAUAAUCAUUCCAACAGUUGCCGUUAUUGCCUUAUUUGUUAUCUCAAUUUUUCUGCUGUGCCGAAUACUCAAGGAAAAAGCUAAGAGAAGGGCUAGUAGUCCCAAAGAUGAAACAGCAUUACUUGAAAACCGUGAAUUCUCUUACAGAGAACUAAAGCAUAUUACGAAUAAUUUUAGACAAGAGAUCGGCAAAGGUGGGUUUGGAGCUGUCUUCCUUGGUUACUUGGAGAAUGGAAACCCAGUUGCUGUGAAAGUGCGCUCAGAGUCAUCUUCACAAGGGGGUAAAGAGUUUCUGGCUGAGGCUCAGCAUUUGACAAGGAUACAUCAUAAGAACUUGGUGUCCUUGAUUGGCUAUUGCAAGGACAAAAAUCAUUUGGCCCUUGUCUACGAGUACAUGCCUGAAGGGAACCUGCAGGAUCAUCUGAGAGACACUUCUACUAGUAAAUCACUCACUUGGGAGCAACGUCUUCAAAUCGCCCUUGAUGCUGCUCAAGGUCUGGAGUACCUGCACGUUGGAUGUAAGCCAGCAUUGAUCCACAGAGAUGUGAAGAGUAGGAACAUCCUCUUGACCACAGACCUUGGUGCUAAAAUUGCUGAUUUUGGUCUGACCAAGGCUUUCAGUGACUCAAAAACACAUAUCACUACUCAACCAGCUGGUACAAUGGGCUACUUAGAUCCUGAGUAUUACCGAAGUUACCACAUCAGCGAGAAGAGUGACGUCUACAGCUUUGGUGUUGUUCUCCUGGAGCUCAUCACCGGCCAUUCCCCCGUCGUGCCAAUAAACGACAGCGUGAGCAUCCACAUUGGCGAGUGGGUGCACCAAAACCUGGAUCAAGGCAGCAUCGAGAGCAUCAUAGACUCAUCGAUGGGAGGCGAUUACGACAUCAACUCCAUCUGGAAAGUUGCCGACCUGGCACUGCAUUGCAAGCAAGAAGUGUUCAGGGAGCGGCCUACGAUGACAGACGUUGUGGUGCGGAUCAAGGAGAUCAUGGAGCUCGAGGCCCGCCGUGAUCGAGAGAUGAACCCAGCGUUGGCUGGGGGUGAUCAGAGCUAUGCCGGCGAGACAAGUGUGUCUGAGGUAGAAGGAAGCGUUGGGAUAUCAGAGGCUUCGCCUGGUCCGGCUAUGAGAUAGAGGCUUGAUCUUUCACUGAAGUGCUAGGGUUGCUCAGGUUAAGAAGCCCUCUUCAGUUACACAUUGGAGCUUGGCACAUGUCUGUUUGGAAACUUGCGAUCAGUUCUUGUUUGAAGUAGAGUUGAAGUUAGCAUAAGAUGGUACUCUGGCUGUAACCUGAAAAUGGCACUCGAUGUUUUGCCAUGUUUCUUUGCUGGUUUCGAUCGCGUGGCCAUAACUUUUCCAUCUAUGUGGUGGUGGUGGUGAUGUUAUGAUAGUUUUGUCCGGAUUUGAAGAUGCUGAUGCAAAGUGUUAUCCAGAAAGAACAGAUGUUGAUGCAUGAUUAAAAACCACUUCGAAGGCA
This is a messenger RNA of Setaria italica (foxtail millet), 4369 nucleotides long. Its product is annotated as probable LRR receptor-like serine/threonine-protein kinase At1g05700. The record is from RefSeq and is a predicted model, not a curated record. The transcript is spliced from 18 exons. Gene Ontology annotation, molecular function: ATP binding; protein binding; protein kinase activity. The coding region runs from base 1333 to 4026 and encodes 897 amino acids. Gene Ontology annotation, biological process: protein phosphorylation. Lineage: Eukaryota; Viridiplantae; Streptophyta; Magnoliopsida; Poales; Poaceae.